Blumeria graminis f. sp. triticale is the source of this 5004-nucleotide messenger RNA. The record is from the annotation of a GenBank genome assembly. Lineage: Eukaryota; Fungi; Ascomycota; Leotiomycetes; Helotiales; Erysiphaceae.
AUGAGUAAAGGUCAAUUUAAGACUCAAGCAUCUAGUAGCCGUGUUGCCAUUUCAGGUCAUGAAGGAUUUGGGAGUGGAGCACAUAGCAGCUCAUUAUCUUACCUUACAAAACAUAUCGACCUCUCUGGAAUUGACUGUCCUCACAUAGUUGUUGCGUUCAAAAACCUUAGUAGAAAGGACGAUACUACAAGGUCAAAAGCUUUGCAGGACCUACAUUUCCAUAUAAAUGCACAAAUAACGGAAAAAAAUGAGGUCGAUGUUGCGGUUAUUCAGGCCUGGGUCCAGAUUUAUCCUCAGUUGGCCAUAGAUUCCCAUCGAACGGUUCGCGAUCUCUCACAUACAAUACUGCAUGAUUUACUGAGAUCGUCACGAAAGCGCAUGUCAGCUCGUGCUUCAAAAUUUGUGGGUAGCUGGCUUGCUGGUCAAUUUGAUCGUGAUCGUGCCGUGGCAUCAAAUGUCUCCAAAAAACUAGAUUUACUGUUACAGACCAAAGAAAAACGUGUAGCCUUUUAUGCUUGGCACCAGGCAUCCGCACUUGAUUAUAUUUACAAGGCGCUUCAGGAAAGCCCCGAAACACUAAGUGAUGAGCGAUUGAUCAGUAAAGAGGAUAUGUUGGCCAAAUAUUACGCUGUCCUUGGGUCAUCUAUCUCACUGUUAAUCGACUUAUUACGGACUCUAGAUGUAGUGGAAAUCAGUAAAAUCCAGGAGAAUUACGAAAGAAUUUUACUGGACAAAAAAACUUGGAACCUAGUGACCCGGGAAGAUGGUCGUCUAUGCAGACUAGUUUCCGAAUUGCUCACUAUAUGUUGCCAAAAGCAGCGCCAUCUUGUAUCAAGUAAUCUUGAUAUCAUAUCCAGGGCUUUUAUUGCCAAAGCACUACUAACACCACAACAAGGCACUGCUUCUGCAAUUCUUGAUGCUCUUCAGAUCGUAACAAUAGAAUUUCCACAGAUAUGGGAGGUAAAUCAUAGUAAAAGAAAAGCUCGCAAAGCUGCUACAAAAGACUAUCUUUCAGAGCUCAAGGCUCUUAUGGCAGCUGGAUGUCGGAUUGAGUCAAAUAAUUUUUGGAUAUCACUAGAGCGGCUCAUUCAAGCCCUACCCCAUCAGGUUCUCCCGCACAGUCUUGAGGGAGCUAUCGAGCUUCUCCAAAAUCUAGUGUCUGGGAUCUCUCGACGAAAAAUCAUAACUAAAGACUGGAACUAUGCAUGGAAUUGCUAUUUAAAUACAGCUGAAAUCUUAACUAACUGCUUAACAAAUAAUGACUCUAAAUACUGCCUUUCAAAGUCUACGCUGUUUCCAAUAUUUCACAAGUAUUUCAAUAAUUUCCUUAUAUCGGAACAACCAGCCAGUCACCAGAACCAUCAAGAAAGCAUAGUUAUUGAUGCUGAUGUUGAUGUUGAAUCUGCUGUACAGGCGUACAACAUCUGCUUGCGGCAUAUUAAGAAUGAGUCUCUUUUCGCUGAUGAGUGGAAGCUGAUGAGUAAUGAGUUUAUAAAAAAAAUGAAAACCUUGCCUGGGAGUCAAAAAGAACAUGACAAUCCAAAUCAAAGCUUAGUUGUAGCUCUUGGUGAACUUUGGUUCAAUCUAUUAGCGGAAGCUUUGAAACAUCAUGAGAGCGAUCGCGAUUAUGUAAAUGAUGUUGAUCCAUUGUUCUCACAAUCAGAGGAGAUUAUACAGGAAGCGCUUCCGAUUAUGAUCAACAAUAAUGGGGAGCCAUAUCAAAUUGCAAAGAUCCUAGAAACUUCAAUUUCCCUCUCACCUACUAUGUUUACUUCUAGUGCUCGCGGUCUAGCCAUUGUUGAAAAAAUUGUUACGACUCAUUUACCCAAACUUCUCGAUUCCGCAUCUGGAGAAUUUCUUAUUAAAAUAAUUUUUCAGCUACCCACUCUACGCGGUCUAGAAAAACACUUCGAAUCUACCUGGAUGAGACUCGUUGAUCUUAUAAUUCCCUCUACUGGAACCCCAUCAGUGACUUGCCAUCUCAAUAUUGCUGCCAAAUUGAUUGCAGAUAAAGUAGUGGCCCCCUUCGCUCAAAAACAUCAAGGCUUACAGACAUUUAUUAUGGAACAAAUUAAUUUUCUUGCACUUGGAAAGCCAUGCAGUGAGCCCCUCGUAAUCACUGCGUUUAAAUUUGAAGCUCUUUCUGAGUCUUCAGCCAUUAAAAUAAGAGACCUCAUGAUGGAAUAUUUGGAUAGUGAUAAUGAUUACAAUGGUAUAAUAUAUGUCAUAGAGCUAUUGAAUAAUCAUAUGCAUUAUUUGGUGGAUGAAAAGAAUGAUAAACAUUUAGAUAUCCUCAUGAGACUGCUAUCAAUCAAAGAAAAACUCUCACUCGAGCACUUAAUCGAUGAUGAACUUUUUGAUUUAGUACAGACACUUAUGGCUAAAAUUACGGGCGAGAGUUAUUUAAAUUCGACGUCGCGAUUAAUAUUGACCGACUUGAAUCAGAAAGAAAUAAGUUUACAAAAAAUUUCUGUUGGAUAUCUGAUCGAUGAAGCUAAAGAACUAAUCCAAAAAAAUUUGGAGUCAGGUUUACAGAAUCGCCUACUGCCAAAUACUGAAGAUUGGCUUGAUUCUUUGACUGAGUCUCUAGAUAAAUUACCUUGUUCUGCAUUUGCAUCAUCAUCUGAAUUUGGCAGCAUCUCCUAUCUUAUUCUUGGCGAUUCUAUUGUAAAAGAGACUACAAGAACACCCUUUGAGGAUUAUCAUUUGUCCACAAUGCCACUUCGUAAUGCCAUCUUCACGGCAGAACUCUUCCAGUGGUUUUGCGAAGGCCUAAAUAUGGGGGCCCAAAUGAAUCUUCUCAAAGCUCUUAUACUCACAUGUGAAGUAACUUCUUUAGAUUCAUAUCUUCAAAAUGAUUAUUUGAUGGGCUCGGAGAUCUCACAACCUGGGUUAAACCUCGUUUCUCAUUUUUUAUCUCAAACAAACAGCCUUCUGCAUGAAUUUGCUAGGAAGGCUCUUGGAUGGCCUGAAGUUCAAAGCGACGUAACAACGGGAAAAAAUAAGACAAAAGAUGAAUGUAAAAUUUUCAACUCCAAUGAGCUUGGUAGUCAUAGAAGAAUCAUGGAGAGAUUAAUCCUCGGUUUCCUGGAAACUUGCGAGCUUCGUCAAACAGAAUCAUUUUUCGCAGCCAAAGCCUUGAUACGCGUCUUGAAUACUUUACUCGAAGAACUACACUGCAGUAUAGAUCUUCUCGAAGAUUGGAUCUCAACUCUUGAUGUGAUUAAACCUUCUACAACUAAUAUAAUGGGAGCCGUUGCGAUUUUAAUUGGAUUAGGCCAGCGUGGAAAAUCGAGUAAAGUUAUCAGAAAUCUAUGCAAUCACCUCGUUAGCAAUGUUCCUACAAUAGCAUUGAACUCUGAGGAUACAAUGGAGAAAUUAAUAUUUUUAAACGCAUGUCUAUGUGUGUAUGAUGGCGAAGAGUUACCUGUUGUUCAAAAUCGACUGGUGUUUGCUGUCAAACAUGUAGUUUCCUGGUUAAAAGAAAUUACAGACGUUAGGAUAGCAUCAGAGGUUUGCCGAUUGCUUCGAAGACUUCUACCAUCUAUUAAGAAUGUAUAUGGUUCUUACUGGGAGGCAACUCUACAAUAUUGUGACUCGAUCUGGACCAAACAAAAAACCACACCACUUUGCAACGAGAAUCUUGCUGUAAUAUCGGCAUCUCUGAAGCUUUUUUCGGAGAUGAAGAAUAUAAUUGACCCAAACGAUGAUCUUAUAGAAGCUCUCCAUGACCAUGACAAAAAAAAUAUAUGUCAUCUCCUAGACUUUUUAUUCCUGGAGAGGCCUGCAACCCAUAAACCUCUCCAAGAAGUCGAUAAGACACUUGCUCAGUUGAUAUUUAGUAUCCCAACCGAGGAAAUUGAGGAUUUUAACGUAUUUUAUCCACUACUGGCAUCAGAAAAUUAUUGGAUCCAAUCAUCCGCGUUUGUACUUAUACAAAAAUGCUUGCCAAAUCUACAACAGCAAAUUUCAAUCGAUCAUGUUCUUGAAAAUAAAGCUGUGGAAUUUCCACCUGAGCUUUUAUCUUUUAUUAUUACUACCCCGGACCGCUUUGACCUGAAUUUGAUAUCAGAACUUACGAGUGAUUCCUCCUUAAAGUUCAUGGCAUCUACACGAAGUUACUUGCUUGCUUGGCUGCUAAUCUUUGAGAUGUAUGCAGCAUCUUCAUUUAAAGUUCGAAGCGAAUUUAACGACAUCUUGCAGUCCCAAAAAUGCAUAGGGCCCCUAUUGGACUUCAUUUUUGACACACUGGGUCAGUAUGACGACGGGCGAAUCCACAUUAAAAAAGAGAACUUAACAACUAUGAAAAUUCGGAAAUACGAUUUGCAAUCCUCUAUCGAUAAUAACAAUUUCCAAAAUGACCUCACUUGGAUAUUAGUCAGCCUAUAUUUUCAGGCACUAAAGUACGCGCCAAGUAUUGGGAAAAGCUGGUGGUUAAAUACCAAAAAGCAAACAAGAAAUAAUGUUUGCGUGUGGACCAAAAAUCUCAUAUCACCUCUUCUUGUGGAAGAGGAGCUUGAUGAAGUUACCGCCUGGGCCAAGGAUCAGAAAUCUCUCGAUGGUGAAAAAGAAUUAAUCAUCAAGGUAGCGAAAAAAGUCAGUGAGGUCUCAGCUAGCUAUGAAAUAGAUGAAAUGGUCAUGGAAAUUCGAAUUCGAAUACCGGAAGAUUUUCCUCUAGGGUUGGUCCAAAUCGAAAGCGUGAGCCGUGUAGGGAUAUCCGAACAAAAGUGGAACAGCUUUAUAAUGACAACUCAUGGAAUAAUUAACUUUUCGAACGGUUCUAUUAGUGACGCACUUCUUAUAUUCCGCAAGAAUAUAACAGGGGUGCUUAAAGGGCAUGUCGAGUGUGCAAUUUGCUAUUGUAUCAUGUCGGCGGACCGAAAGGUUCCUGAUAAAAGGUGUGGUACUUGCCAUAAUCUUUUUCAUUCCAAAUGUCUGUUCCAAUGGUUUAAGUCUAGUAACCAAAGUACUUGCCCGCUUUGUCGAAAGCAGUUCAACUACUAA